UUAUUUACUGAUACUGAUGAUCGAUAAUACACGCUACGCUCACAAAAUGGCUGUGAUUGCUUCGCCUACUGUUGUUUUAACGCCAGUGGACGUUGUAAGUCCUACUGUGAGCACUCGAACAACUUUAGAAAAAAUUGAAAGUUUUCUGAAUGACCCCGCAUACAAAGAAGCUUUGGAAAACUCUGUCAACUAUAACACACGAUUAUGUAUCGAAAGAAGACUGCGGUUGCCUUUCAUCGAUACUCAAACUGGGGUAGCCCAGAACCAUUCGGCUUUGUUUAUGAACAAAAGGCAACGAAUCCCUGGUCUCUUUCCUGGUCAAAUAUACUCUUAUCCACGGCAAAGAUGGAGGAAAAAGAGAAGACAGUACCUAACUAUGAACGCAAGAGCCUUCGCCAGAGCUGCAGACCAUUUACUUGAUGGCAGCGAAGUAGAUAUGCACAAUAUCUCGCAAAUUGAGAAUCCAGCCCUCCAAGACACUGACAGCAAAGAUAGCCAGCUGCUCCUCAAGGAUGAAGUCUCAAAGGAGUGGUUUUAUGAUGAAACUGAUAUGCUGGAAAUGGAAGCAUAUGAUGAACCUGAUCCCGAUUCUGAUUUGGAUUACGAAGAAACGUACACAAAGAAGAAAAGGGGGAGACGCGGCACUGGAAGGGGACGAAGCGGCACCGACUCUCCCAGUACUCCAGGAAGAAAAAAAGGUGCUGGUAGAGGACGAAAAAAAUCUGGGCUCAGUUUUGAGCCAACUCCCGGAGAUCCUGACAAACCUUUCGCUUGUGAACUGUGCGGUGCGCGUUACAAGACCAGGCCCGGGCUGACUUACCACUAUCGCCAUUCACACAAAGAGGGCGCUAGCGACGAGAACUCGGGCGACAGUAACGCCCCCACUCCCUCCGCUCAGAUGGGCGGGCCGAUCAGUUCUGCGUUCCCAGGUCUGCCCCAAGUCGGUCCGAAUCAGGGCCUCCCUGGCGGACCGCCUGUCCCGAUGGGCGGCAUGUUGGGCCCGAUGGCUCCGAUGCCGCCCAAUAUGGGUUCGGGGACGGGGGAGGGCGGCGGUGCUAAUCCCAACAGGGCCGAUCAAGGACAAGUCUAUCAAGAUAGUUAUGUUUCCUUUUUGAACCAGACACCCGGUACACCUCGUCGCAGCCGCCAACCCAACGGCGCCCCCGGCCCCAAUCCCCAACUACCCAUGCCUCCCAUGGUGUCCCCCUCCCAGUCCCAAGCUCCCCCCACUCUGCCGCCGAAUUUGCCGCCCCAGCAGCCUCAGUCGUUAGAGGAACCCCAGAUGCCAGUUCUGAUGCCGGAAAAGUCGCUGGAGUCCCUUCCGGCGGGGCCCCCUCUCGUUGGGGCUCCUCUGGAUAUUCCGGGGCCUUCGGUCGGCAUGUCGGAAGGUGUGAAGAAGCCGUCGCCGAGCCCUUAUUGCGAUUUCUGCUUGGGGGAUUCCAAGGUGAACAAGAAGACUGGCAUCCAGGAGGAACUCGUGUCUUGUUCGGAUUGCGGUAGAUCAGGGCAUCCUUCAUGCCUUCAGUUUACCGACAACAUGAAGAUAUCCGUCAAGAAAUACCGCUGGCAGUGCAUCGAAUGUAAAUGCUGCUCCGUUUGUGGAAACUCCGAUAACGACGAUCAGCUCCUUUUCUGUGAUGAUUGCGAUCGCGGAUACCACAUGUACUGUCUCAGUCCUCCUCUGGUAGAUCCCCCUGAAGGGUCCUGGUCCUGUAAGCUGUGCAUAGAUCUUUUCCACAAAUAAGGCAGCUCGACGGAAGAAUAUUUGAUGUGCGCCCAGGCAGUUUCGUUUUCAAUUCCGUGAUUUUUUCCAUGCUACUUAACGUUUGAUGAUAGUUUAUUAGUUGAACUGAUCUGGAUUGUUAUUGAAGUGUACCGAGCUACUUAAUGCGGUGAAUUAUAGUACUUAAUUGACAUUUUACAAA
Messenger RNA from Leptinotarsa decemlineata (Colorado potato beetle), 1925 nucleotides. RefSeq names its product zinc finger protein ubi-d4. Gene Ontology annotation, cellular component: nBAF complex. The record is from RefSeq and is a predicted model, not a curated record. NCBI's taxonomy places the organism in Eukaryota, Metazoa, Arthropoda, Insecta, Coleoptera, Chrysomelidae. Gene Ontology annotation, biological process: nervous system development.